Plasmodium berghei ANKA is the source of this 2361-nucleotide messenger RNA. Its product is annotated as Ras-like G protein, putative. The record is from RefSeq and is a predicted model, not a curated record. Gene Ontology annotation, molecular function: GTP binding. The transcript has a single exon. Lineage: Eukaryota; Apicomplexa; Aconoidasida; Haemosporida; Plasmodiidae. Bases 1 to 2361 code for a protein of 786 amino acids.
AUGAAAUAUAUUAACAGGACAAUAUUGAUAAAAAAUGUGUAUUAUAAAAAUAUACAGUUCAGAAAAAUUUAUUAUAAAAUAAAUAUAGUAGGAGCAUGCAAUAGUGGUAAAUCUACACUAAAUAAUUGUUUGCUUGAAAAACUUAAUGAGACAUAUAAAAAAUCUGUUAUAAAUAAUAUUGAAAAUUAUUGUAUCCAAAAUAAUGAAAAUUUAAUUACAAUAGAAAAUAAGAAAUGUUUAAUUGUUGAUACUUUGGGAAUAAAUGAAAAAAUGCUAAAAAAAUUCGAAAUAUGGAAAUCUAAAAAUUAUGAUAAAAAUUUUGAAAAUAAUAAUAUAAUAAAAAAUUAUUUUAAUGCAAUUAUAAAUAGUAAUUUAAUUUUGUUUCCAGUUAAAGGUUCAGAAAUAAGGCAAGCAGAUAUAUUUGUACAUAAUAUAAUAAAAGAAAUAUAUAAACAACAUGAUAAUAUAUUCACAAUUGUUCAAAACAAUUUAGAUUAUAUAUACUCUGACAAAAUAAAGUAUAAUUUUCUUGAUAUGUAUGAGCAUUUUACAAAUAUUAUUUUUUUUCCAUAUUCUUUGGAUAGUUACAAUAAAAACGCAAAUUUAAUUGAUAUAAUAAAAGAAAAAGUCAGGCAAACAAAAAUAGAAACAGACAGUUCUAUGAUUAUAAAUAAAGUAUCUACAAAUGAACAAACCAGUUUAAAAACAAAUUUUUAUGAAGAACCGUCGCAAUCUUAUGAAUAUGAAAUGCAUGAAUUUAUCGACGAUAGUUUGAGAAUAUUUCGGCCAACCCUAAAUGGGGAAAUAAAAAACUAUUUUUAUAAAUUUAUUGAUUUAAAAAAAAAAGAAAAAUCCAACGACCAGUUAUUUAAUGAUUAUUUUAGUAAAAAAAUUCUGAACAAGGAAUUAAAAACAAUAAGCCGAGAUGACUUGCAAAAAAAAUAUGCAAACAUAAUGUGUGAGCCUCGAAAAGAAGAAAGUACUAACAACGACUACAAUAAUAAUAGUAGUAAUGCUGAUCGAUCAAAUCAAGAAAAUGAAACUAAUACCUUGAAAGACGAAGGAAAAUGGCUUGAUCCGCAUAACAUAGAAAAAUGGAUCCAAGAAAACAGUGAAUAUGGAAAAGAAAAAAAAAAAAUAUUAAAAAAAUUAAAAAAUAAAAGAAUGGAAUUGCUCAGAAAAAUUAUUAACAGAGAUAAGGAUAUAAAUCUGUAUAGUCUGAUAAAUCUGAGCAAAACUAAUAUUUCUAUAAAUCAAGAAAACGAAAAAAACAAAAUUUUCCAUGAUGACAAUAAUGUAACUAAUGAUUGUAUAGAAGAAGAGGGGCAAUUAUGCCAACCAGGAUAUAGUGUGAAUUAUUUGGAAAAGGACGAUCCCUCAAAAUGUAGUUCAUAUAAUUUUUUUGAUAAAAAAAAUAUAAAUGACGAAACAGAUAUACCGAAAGAAGAGGGAACAAAAGGUUGUAUAUCUAAAACGGCCAAUUCAACAGAAUAUAAAUCUGAAAAUAAAGAAAGUGAAAUAAAAGUGUGUAUUUUAGGGGAAAAAAAUUGCGGAAAGACAACACUUAUUGAAACUGUUUUAAAAAAAAAUAUAAUAAAUGAAAAUGAUAUAUAUGAAUUAUUUGGAAAAAAAAGAAAAUAUGUAAAUGAAGAUAUGAGCAUAUUAUAUAAAAAUCAAAAAAUAACAAUUUUAGAUACAUGUAGUUUAAAAAAACAACAUAAAUUUAGAAAUGAAGACUUAUUUUAUGAUGAAGAAAAUAGAGUAUAUAAUAAUAUUCGUAAAUCUGAUAUAUGUAUAUAUAUUAAGGAAGCAAAAGACAAUAACAUAUGUCUAAAUAAAGAUGAUAAAAAAAUGUUGUUUUAUUUAUUAAAAGAAAAAAAAAAUAUAAUAUUUAUAGUUAGUAAAAUAGAUUUAAUUGUUACAGAUUAUGAAAACAAACGAAGUGAAUUUCUAAAAAGCAUAACAAAUACAUUUAGUGAUAUACCAGUAUUAUUUUUAAAUAAUAAUAAUGAUAGUCAUGUUAAUGCGUUGCUUAAACUUAUUACAUAUAUAAAUAAAAGAAAUAAUAUAACUAUAUCUACAUCGACUUUAAAUUUAUUUCUUAUACAAUUUACUAAAUUAUUUCCAAUACCUUGGCUAAAAAAGCAAAAAUGUAAUUUUAAAUUUAUCAAGCAGAUUAGACAAAAUCCAAUUACUUUUCUUAUUUUUACUAACCUUUAUAAAAAUAUACCAAAUAAUUAUUUGACUUUUUUCAAAAAAAAAUUAAAAGAUCAAUUUGAUUUAAAAUAUGUUAACAUUCAGUUUGUUUUUAAAACUACAUGCGAUAAUAGAAAUGUCAAGAAAAAUCAAAUUAUCAAAUAA